Rhineura floridana is the source of this 945-nucleotide messenger RNA. RefSeq names its product gastric inhibitory polypeptide (gene GIP). NCBI's taxonomy places the organism in Eukaryota, Metazoa, Chordata, Lepidosauria, Squamata, Rhineuridae. The record is from RefSeq and is a predicted model, not a curated record. Bases 199 to 852 code for a protein of 217 amino acids. The transcript has 7 exons. Gene Ontology annotation, cellular component: extracellular region. Gene Ontology annotation, biological process: regulation of insulin secretion; response to starvation; response to glucose. Gene Ontology annotation, molecular function: hormone activity; glucagon receptor binding.
UUGAUGCCUGAUGUGAAUGUGGCCAUUGUGUGAAGAAACGUGGAGAGAGAGUCAGGAAGGCAAGCAGAGAGGUGGCAGCUGAGAAUGGGUGAAGGGAUAUAAAAACAUAUGCUGGAACAGAUCAAGGAUCCAUCUAGUCCAGUAUCCUGAUUCCAGGAGGGACCAGCCAAAAGACUUCAAGAAACUCACAAGUAGACCAUGAAGGCAACAUCCAUCACUUGUUGUAAGUCUCCAGCACCUGGUACUCAGAGGUGCGGAACACAUCCUGUUUUGCUUCAUGGAAAUGGCUUGGCUUUGUUACACCCUUGGGUAUAUAUAAGGAAUUCUCAGGGCUCCUGUUGGGAUGCCAGAUUCUUUCUACUCCUCAAGAACAGCUUUGACAGAUCUAAAAGAACUCAAGCUGCAAACAUGAUGUCCUUGAAAGUUCUGUCCCUCCUUUUGGUCUCACUCACCUUUGUGGUGAUGGAGGAAAAUGGCACAAGAGAAAACACAAUGAACUCCAGGUUCCUCCAGAGGCGAUAUUCGGAGGGAACUUUAGCAAGCGAUUACAGUAGAACUUUGGACAGCAUGCUGAAGAAGAACUUUGUGGAGUGGCUCUUGAACAGGAGAGAGAACAAAAUUGAGACUGACCUGUCCAAGAGAGAAGAUAAAUCCUCAUCAUUAGGUACAAAAAAUCAGGACAUGGAAGCUGAAUCCCAGGAAGCGAAGGAUUUCAUUAUUUGCAUUCUGCAAAAUAUGGGGAAACAGAGUCUUGCUCUGCCAAAAGGUUCCGAUGCCUGGAAGGACGUCCUGAGACAAGAAAAUCUGACAUGGUUGAUUUCUGCUGACCUCUGCAGGCCAACGCCUCAGUAGCUCACAGCUUCCUUGAGAAAGAUGGAUUCACUUCUGCACUUUCCUUGUUUUGUACCUUUUGGUAUUGAGUGCCAAUCAAUAAUGACAACAGCA